AAAGGAGGAAGAACAUGGACUGAAGUUUGACAGGAAAACACAAGAUCUGCACAACAGAGCUGCACUUGUUUACCUCAGGGAAUACAGUAAAGAUGGAGGACUUGUGGGCAAUGACCCUUUGGGUGCUGAAGAUUUGGCUUUACCUUAUUUUCUUCCUCAUCAUGAUCCCAGCCAUGUUUGGCUUCUCACUGGGCAUCUCUGAGACAUACAUGACCAUCCUGGUCAAAACCUUAGAGUGGGCCACUCUGAAGAUACAGAAGGCAAAUACAGAAGAACAAGCACUCAAAGCCUCUGCAUCUAAUGGUCUCAUCCAGAGGGACGAUGGCUCUAUGGAGAAAGAGUUCGAGGAACUUAGACGGAGUCGCCCCAAACCCCCAGACGGCGGCAAUUUUACACUUAGUGACUGUUUUUAUUUCAGUCGGAGAGGAAUUGAGAGUAUUGUAGAGGAUGAGGUGACCCAGCGGUUCAGUUCAGAGGAGCUGGUGUUAUGGAACCUGCUGACUCGCACAAACAACGAUUUCCAGUACAUCAGUCUGAGGUUGACACUGGUUUACGGCUUCGGCAUCUUUGUGAGAUACUGCAUCCUCGCCCCACUCAGGAUAACACUGGCCUGCAUUGGCCUCACCUGGUUGGUUAUUGGAACAUCUGCUGUUGGACUGCUCCCAAAUUGGAGGAUAAAGUUCUGGCUCAGUGAAUGGGUCCAUGUCAUGUGCUACAGGAUCUGUGCUCGAGGACUCUCUGCCACCAUCCACUACCACAACAGGGAAAAUAAACCCAAAAAAGGAGGAAUCUGUGUUGCCAAUCACACCUCCCCUAUCGACAUUGUGAUACUCUGCAAUGAUGGGUGUUAUGCUAUGGUAGGUCAGGUACACGGAGGUUUGAUGGGAAUCCUCCAGAGAGCCAUGGUAAGAUCCUGUCCCCAUGUCUGGUUUGAGAGGGCAGAGAUGAAAGAUCGCCACCUGGUGGCCAAAAGGUUGAGGGAUCAUGUGAAUGACAAGACAAAGCUUCCCAUAUUGAUAUUUCCAGAGGGAACCUGUGUCAACAACACAUCUGUCAUGAUGUUUAAGAAGGGAAGUUUUGAGAUUGGAGGAACAAUCUACCCUGUUGCCAUUAAGUAUGACCCAAAGUUUGGAGAUGCUUUCUGGAACAGUUCCAAGUACAGCAUGGUCAGUUACCUGCUGAGGAUGAUGACCAGCUGGGCCCUCGUCUGUAAUGUGUGGUAUCUGCCAGCCAUGCACCAACAGGAGGGGGAAGAUGCUGUCCAGUUUGCCAACAGAGUUAAGUCAGCCAUCGCUCACCAGGGAGGGCUGGUGGAUCUACAGUGGGACGGAGGCCUCAAGAGAGCAAAGGUGAAGGAGUCGUUCAAAGAGGAGCAGCAGAAGCAAUACAGCAGCAUGGUGGUGGGAGACGACGGCAGCAACAGUGACUGAGAAUCGCAGCCAGUAUGAUGGACAUGCACAAGGCCUGGUUUUGGAGAAUAUAUACUAGAAAUAGGCUAUCUUCUCAUUAGCUGGACCUAAAAUAGAAUACUGCCAAGUGGACUGAAACACUCUGAAAACUUUGGUAAAGCUAACGAGAGGAGUCUCAUUUACAGAGAGCACAAGUGCAAUAUUGAACUCCAUGAGGAGCAGACUGACUGUGAAAAGGGAAAAUCACUUUGUUUUUACUGCUGUUGAAGGUAGCUACUGUUUUGAUCGAAUGUUAAUGCUGAUCAAAUGCUCUGAAUGAAUGCAAUGUGUGAUUGCAGUGAAGCCAAUAGAAAAACUGGCAACAUGAACAUCUCUGAUUCGACUUGUUCAUGUGCUGCUCAUUGUUUUUUCAAAUAAAUUUUAGUUCACAAAUGUGA
Messenger RNA from Scomber scombrus (Atlantic mackerel), 1846 nucleotides. It is a transcript of the gene agpat9l, whose product is annotated as 1-acylglycerol-3-phosphate O-acyltransferase 9, like. Lineage: Eukaryota; Metazoa; Chordata; Actinopteri; Scombriformes; Scombridae. The transcript has 14 exons. Gene Ontology annotation, molecular function: glycerol-3-phosphate O-acyltransferase activity. Gene Ontology annotation, cellular component: endoplasmic reticulum. The record is from RefSeq and is a predicted model, not a curated record. Gene Ontology annotation, biological process: triglyceride biosynthetic process. The coding region runs from base 93 to 1430 and encodes 445 amino acids.